Messenger RNA from Carassius carassius (crucian carp), 1119 nucleotides. It is a transcript of the gene six9, whose product is annotated as SIX homeobox 9. The coding region runs from base 278 to 973 and encodes 231 amino acids. Gene Ontology annotation, cellular component: nucleus; transcription regulator complex. Gene Ontology annotation, biological process: regulation of transcription by RNA polymerase II. The record is from RefSeq and is a predicted model, not a curated record. NCBI's taxonomy places the organism in Eukaryota, Metazoa, Chordata, Actinopteri, Cypriniformes, Cyprinidae. The transcript has 4 exons. Gene Ontology annotation, molecular function: RNA polymerase II cis-regulatory region sequence-specific DNA binding; DNA-binding transcription factor activity, RNA polymerase II-specific.
UAGCACAUCACUGGAGAACAAAAAGGCUAUUGUGAGAUCCCCUUUACCUGAGAGUUUCUACAUUACUUUGGUUUUGCACACUUCUGCAGGUUUCGGUAUUCUUGUGAAGCUUGCCGUCUUGUGGAUUCAUCUAUUGGCUUUGAAACAGAUUGUCCUCAGUUGUCCUCCGGAUCCCUUGAGUGGACUUUUAGGAACAUGGUUGGAUGAUUUACAACUUGUUUUGCAGACCAAUUCCUUGUCACCCUGUGUGGGACCUUAUACCGUCCUUGUUCCCAUAAUGGCGAUGGGCUUCUCCCCAGAACAGGUGGUGUGUGUUUGUGAGGUUCUUCUCCAGAGUGGAAGCAUGGAUCGCUUGUCCUCAUUCUUAUGCUCUUUACCUGCCAAUGUGUAUCUGGGAAUGGCCCACAGUCAAGAGAGCGUGCUGAAAGCGCGGGCUGCGGUCGCCUUCCACCACUGUCGUUUCGCUGAGCUCUACGCCUUGUUAGAAGGGAACGUGUUCUCCCCGCGCAGUCACCCUCUGCUCCAGCAGCUCUGGCUCCAGGCUCACUACAAGGAGGCUGAAUUACAGAGGGGCCUCCCUCUUGGGGCCGUGGGGAAGUACCGAAUCCGCCGCAAGUUCCCUCUUCCUCGUACCAUCUGGGAUGGAGAGGAGACCAGCUACUGCUUCAAGGAAAGGUCUCGCAGUGUAUUGCGAGAGUGGUACUGCAGAAAGCCGUACCCCUCGCUGCGAGAGAAACGAGAUUUGGCUGCAGCCACUGGACUCACUGCUACACAAGUCAGCAACUGGUUCAAGAACCAUCGCCAGCGGGACAGAGCUGCGGCCAGCCGUCAGGGCAGGACAUCAGCAGGAGCGUUCCUGAGCUCUGAUGAGGAACUCUCACCGCCGGCGAGUCCCAGCACACUCUUCUCCUGCUCCCAGCAGCUCUCUCCCCACACGUCCUCUCUACGUCACCUGGGACCAACACACUACUGAAACUGAUGCAGUGGAAUACAGGAAUCCGUUUAACUUGGACAUGCAUCUCAAUACAGUAGAAAAGACAGACCUCUACUUCCAUUUCACAAUGACUUUUUGCAGACACAAAGAGUAACAUAUCAACACAUCAGCAGACUUUAAAUUGG